Molecule: messenger RNA, 724 nt
Organism: Elaeis guineensis (African oil palm)
Lineage: Eukaryota; Viridiplantae; Streptophyta; Magnoliopsida; Arecales; Arecaceae
Source: RefSeq, a predicted model, not a curated record
CAUCCCGCCGCCCACUGAAAUGACCGAAUCGUAGGACUUGCUCGCCGUUUGGUCCAACUACCCGGGGCAACAUCGGCAAAUCCUCCCUCGAAUAAAUCGGAGGCAAGCCUCCGUCUUUUGUCUCCCUCCUCUUGCGCCUACCAGCCCGUCUUCUUCUCCCUCCGUCGCCGCCGCAGCCUCGCCCUCUCCGUCGGUCGGUCACCCAUCUUCCAUGGCGUCUGCUUCGACCGCUAACCGAUGGCUGAGGCCCGAAGUGUAUCCGCUGUUUGCAGCGGUUGGGGUAGCGGUGGGAAUUUGUGGUUUCCAGCUGGUCCGCAACAUUUGCAUCAACCCUGAAGUCAGGGUCAGUAAGGAAGGCAGGGCUGCAGGCGUGCUGGAAAACUAUGCUGAGGGAGAAAAGUAUGCAGAGCAUGGUCUCAGGAAAUUCCUUCGCACAAGGGCCCCUGAAAUCAUGCCAUCUAUUAAUAGAUUCUUUGCCAAUCCGAAAUAAAGCAUGUGCAUCUGAGCUACCUGAAUUUUCAUGAACCUCCUCUUUCUGUUCUACUUGCUGAAUUGGUGAAGAACUUUAUAUAGCUUUGAGAUUGUCAUGCAAUUGACUGUUGUUUCACUUUAAAUGUGCACUUGCCUCAGUAACAUGUACCUCAAGGAGAUUUAUGACCAUCACUAUGUCUGUUGUUUGUUUCUUUGGUUGCUUAAAGAAAGGAUUAAUCUGUCACUCUUGCAA